This is a messenger RNA of Corylus avellana, 547 nucleotides long. RefSeq lists its product as uncharacterized. The record is from RefSeq and is a predicted model, not a curated record. Lineage: Eukaryota; Viridiplantae; Streptophyta; Magnoliopsida; Fagales; Betulaceae.
AUGGAACAAGAUCAAUCAGAUAACAACGCCAACGGUAACAAGGGGGAAGCUACCAAGCAUGCCGUUGAGAAGAAGAAGCGUAGACCUACGCACAUUCUCAAAGCAGCAUCCUUCGCGCUCCGCCGCUCCAAGAAAUCGAAACCGAUUCAUGUUGAGGCCGUGGAGUCCAAGGGCAUGUGGCGGCGCCUCGUCGGCUCGAUGCUCCCUUUGCACGGCAACCAAUUACCAUCCCUACAAACAAGCGAAUGCUCGGACGAUACGGCUCAGUCUACGGUGUCGCAGUCGGGGGCGAGCUCCUCCUCGUGUUCUGAAGCCAGUGUGAGCCGAUACGCGUCCGCGGCUAACCUUGCGGAGCUUGACCGGAGCGAGGACGACGAUGAUGACGAUCAUGAGGCCUACCGCGAUUGCAGUGGCGGGGACGAGAUGAUCGACGUGAAGGCUGACGUGUUCAUUGCUCGGUUCUAUGAACAAAUGAAGCUCCAGCGCAUGGACUCGGUUGAUCGUCGCUACCAUGAGAUGAAUAAGAGGUCGAUAGGUUGAAGGGUAU